Messenger RNA from Phalacrocorax carbo (great cormorant), 2602 nucleotides. The record is from RefSeq and is a predicted model, not a curated record. NCBI's taxonomy places the organism in Eukaryota, Metazoa, Chordata, Aves, Suliformes, Phalacrocoracidae.
CCGCCCGGUGCCGCGGCGCAGAGAGCCCCGGAGCGGCCGCGCGGCGCCGGCCCCGCAGCCCGGCUCUGAGCCGCCCGCCCGGCCCGGCCCGCCCCGCCGCGCCCCGCCGCCCUCAAUGAGGUUCUUCCGACUCACCUUCAAGUGCUUCGUGGAUUGCUUCUGAGCCCCCCCCGCACCUCCCCCCCCAUCCCCACGGCCACGGAGCCGCCCCCGACCCGCUCUCGCUCCCCGGCCCCCCGCGACAUGUCCCCCGUCCCCACCGACACGGCCGCCCCUCAGCCGCCCGCCUCCCCGCGACGCGACGCCGCCGCCGCCGCCGCCGCCGCCGCUGCCCCCGCGGGCUCCGCAGGGGGCCGCGGGGAGGCGGAGGGCGCCGAUCCCCCCGCGGCGGGCGAGGAGCGGGCGGUGACAGCGCCGCUGGUGGGACCCCCCGGCCCCCCGAAAGCGGCCGCCCCCGAGCGGGAGACGUGGACCCGGCAGAUGGAUUUCAUCAUGUCCUGCGUGGGUUUCGCCGUGGGGCUGGGCAACGUCUGGCGCUUCCCCUACCUGUGCUACAAGAACGGCGGAGGCGUCUUCCUCAUCCCCUACCUGCUCAUCGUCUUCGUGGGUGGCAUCCCCGUCUUCUUCCUGGAGGUGGCCCUGGGGCAGUUCAUGAAGCAGGGGGGCAUCGCCGCCUGGAACAUCGCCCCUCUCUUCAAGGGUCUGGGGUUGGCUUCCAUGGUGAUCGUCUUCUUCUGCAACUCCUACUACAUCAUGAUCCUGGUGUGGGGGCUCUUCUACCUGGUGCACUCGCUGACAGACACCCUGCCCUGGGCCACCUGCGGCCACGCCUGGAACACUGAGCAGUGCGCUGAGCUCUUCCACCUUGAGCUCUGCCGCAAUGGUAGCAUCAAUGCCAGUGCCAGCAGUGGGACCUUCAACCUCAGCUGUGCUGACCUGGCCAGCAAGCGCUCGCCUGUCAUCGAGUUUUGGGAGAACAAGGUGCUGCGGCUCUCGGGGGACCUCAGCGAGCCAGGGGACAUGAACUGGCAGAUGAUCCUCUGCUUGGUCACCACCUGGGUCGUUGUCUACUUCUGCAUCUGGAAGGGCGUCAAGUCGACUGGGAAGAUUGUCUACUUCACAGCACUCUUCCCCUAUGUGGUUCUCAUCCUGCUGCUGGUCCAUGGGGUGACACUGCCUGGGGCACUGGGUGGCAUCGUCUACUACCUGAAACCCGACUGGUCCAAGCUGGCCGAGGCACAGGUCUGGAUUGACGCUGGCACCCAGAUCUUCUUCUCCUACGCCAUUGGGCUGGGUGCUCUGACCGCACUGGGCAGCUACAACCGCUUCCACAACAACUGCUACAGAGAUGCCUACAUCCUGGCCGUGAUCAACAGCUCCACCAGCUUCUUCGCUGGCUUCGUCGUCUUCUCUGUGCUGGGCUUCAUGGCCUCCGAGCAAGGCGUGGACAUCUCCAAGGUGGCCGAGUCUGGCCCCGGGCUGGCUUUCAUCGCCUACCCCAAAGCUGUGACAUUGAUGCCCUUGUCCCCACUCUGGGCCACGCUCUUCUUCUUCAUGCUCCUCGUGCUGGGGCUGGACAGCCAGUUUGUCGGUGUGGAGGGUUUCAUCACGGGCAUCCUGGACCUGUUCCCCCAGCCGGGGGCUGGCUCGCUGCGUCGCGAGCUCACCGCUGCCGUCUGCUGUGUCAUCUGCUGCCUCAUCGACCUCUCCAUGGUCACGCAGGGCGGCAUGUAUGUGUUCCAGCUCUUUGACAACUACUCGGCCAGCGGGAUCACACUGCUGUGGCAGGCUUUCUGGGAGUGCGUGGUCAUUGCCUGGGUCUAUGGUGCCGACCGCUUCAUGGACGACGUGGCCCGCAUGAUCGGCUACCGGCCCCUGCCCUUCAUGAAGUGGUGCUGGGCCGUGGUGACGCCGCUGGUCUGCGUGGGCAUCUUUGUGUUCCACGUGGUGAACUACAAGCCGCUGACCUACAACAAGACGUAUGUGUACCCGUGGUGGGGGGACGCCAUCGGCUGGGUCCUGGCACUCUCCUCCAUGCUCUGCAUCCCCUGCACCGUCCUCUACAAGCUCCUGCGCUGCAAAGGCUCCCUGCGCGAGCGCUGGCAGCUCCUGACCACUCCGAUCUGGGGCCACCACCACCUGGAGUACCUGACGCCUGAGGCAGAAGCCAAACUGCUGGCCCCAGAGCCCCCCAAGGAGAAGGCGAUGCUCUUCGAGACUGUGAUCUGAGCGUGGGGAGGGUCGCGCUGCUCCCGCCCGCCAUAGCAAUAAUGCCAGCACCGCCUCCCACCCACGCUGCCCCGUGCCACCCCAGCCCGCCCGCCUCACCGCAGAGGGGGUUCAUGACUGCAAGGCGGGGGUCAUUGGGGGCUGCGGGGCCGGGGCGGCCACAGGGAGCGGGAGGGGUCCCCGGCGCAGGGGAGCGUGGCAGCCCGGGGGUCGGCGAGGAGGCUGCGGGCUGGGGGUAGUGAACAGGACAGCCCUUCCCUGGCCCCUGCCUGCAGCCCCCACGGCCCCCCACUCACUAACUGCUUCCUGUAGCGUUUGUCUGGUGUAACCCCGACCGCCCCGACAUCUGGCAAUAAACUGGGAGACCCUGGCA